AUGGAUACAUGCGGAAACUGGAAAACACUACGUACGGCCUGGUACAUACAGCGCGGAGACAGUCUCAGGCGACCACAAAAGAUCCGCUUCUCAUUUUAUCGAACUCUCCACAACAUCUCGGUUGAGAAUCUCGCGUUCAAAGAACAUCUUGAUCAUUGUGAACUCAAUAGUGGGCCCAUCCGCCCCGAUCGGUCGGUGCAAGUAAAUUGUAGUCUGCAAGUCGAACUGAGAAGCGUGGAUCCAAUGACUUUCAGAAAGAAAACUGAUAGGCUUGGAAACCCGUGCUGAGAUGUUUAUUUCGAGUUGGUAGUGACAAUCAACUCUGCCAUUAUGACGUUUUCACUCGAGUACAAGGGCAAAAACAUGGGUAGUGUUGAGGCGAAGUAUCACUGAGUUUCAAGUCAGAGGCUACUCAAGCCCAAAGAGGGAUUCGAUCUAGAUAUUCGUACUGUGGUGUUUACUUUCUCAAGGGAAUAAAUUGUUGAUAUGAGGAACUCUGCGUGGUACUUUUUUUGUCAUUUGUUUGGAGGUUUCAACGCCGAGUUCAUGAACUCAUAAAACGCCUGUCAACUUUACAAAAAGCAUAAUUAAUUCAAAUUUGAUUUGAAACUUUUGGUAAUAUAUUUGCAGGGUGCUUGGUUUAGAAUAAAUCAUUACACAUCCGAGAUAAAUAAAUACUGGGAGUAUGUCAUCAAACUGCACUUUUUCAUUGUCCAUGUCUCCACUAAUUUUUGAUGCAUCCGACCUUGACAUACGAUUCGAAAGAUCAACGUGGGGGCCAGGCUACUACUUGGCGACUAUUUCUUCGAGC
Messenger RNA from Botrytis porri, 811 nucleotides. RefSeq lists its product as uncharacterized. Bases 1 to 288 code for a protein of 95 amino acids. The record is from RefSeq and is a predicted model, not a curated record. NCBI's taxonomy places the organism in Eukaryota, Fungi, Ascomycota, Leotiomycetes, Helotiales, Sclerotiniaceae. The transcript is spliced from 2 exons.